AGGGUAAGACUUCCCAGGAUGCUUUGCCGCGCCCGCCGACCUCGCACGCGCAGCUAACCUGCACCGAUGCUAGGCUAGCCGCCUUUGCUACGAACGGCGGACAUGUUGUGCUAACCCUCGCUAGGAUAAACGUCGCCGGCAGCAGGUGCGAACAGGGGGGGACGUCGCCGCGGGAGUCCUGUGGACCGCCAUGGACGCCGUCAACGCCUUCAAUCAGGAGUUAUUCUCCUUGAUGGACAGUAAGCCGCCAAUAUCUCGUGCCAAGAUGAUCUCCAUCACCAAGUCGGCCAUUAAAGCUAUGAAACUCUACAAGCAUGUGGUCCAGAUUGUGGAGAAAUUCAUUAAAAAGUGUAAGUCUGAGUACAAGGUGGCGGGCCUGUACGUGGUGGAUUCCAUCGUCCGCCAGUCCAGGCACCAGUUUGGCGCUGACAAGGAUGUGUUUGGACCCCGCUUCACGAAAAACAUUGUGGGCACCUUUGAGAACCUCUGCCUCUGCCCCCUGGAGGACAGAAGUAAGCUGGUACGUGUCCUGAACCUGUGGCAAAAGAAUGGCGUAUUCAAGAGCAACGUCAUUCAGCCCCUCCUGGACAUGGCCGCCGGCACCAGCAGCGACGCGGAGCCUCAGGCCGCCAGCUGCCCUCCGCCUUACGCCGAAGAGCCUGCACCUUCCUCCCCGCCGACCCCCACCAAAGACCAGGCAGCCGCGGCGCCCAGUGCGUCACCACAAAAGCAGGACCCCUUCACCGCCGUGGCACAGCUCUUCCAGUCCACGCAGGGUCAACAGCUCCAGCAGAUGCUUCAGAACUUCCAGCAGCAGCCUGUCCAAGUAGAACCCACCCCUCAGGCGCCACCUGCCCCCCAAUUGGACACCUCAAGCGUCCCUCCCGUUUUCAGCAACGCCCUCACGCAUCCUCCUCAGGCCGGCCAACAGAAGACUGCAUUUGACAAGACAUUAUUGGAUCGUUUUGACUACGACGAUGAACCUGAAGCCGCAGACGAGACCAAGGACGACGUCUCGCAGCCCUCUGACAGUAUGCAGCCGCCUCACGCCUUGCAGCCGCCUGUGAUGAGCAUGACUCAGGACUUCUCGCUGCAGGGUCCUCUCCCUCCUAACGGCCAGCUUCCGUCCUAUGGGCUGAUGCCCGGACAAGGAUUCACAGGAAUGAUGCCUCAGAUGGGGCACGUUCUACCGGGCCAGCCCUUCACUGGUUCCGUGGGACCUCCUGGCUUCCCGGGGGUUUAUCCUCCUCCACUUCCUCACUCGGCCCAGCAACAGCAGGAUGCAACAGUUGAAGCAGAUCGGUCCUCCAUGAAAGAUGGCAGACACGGUCAAACGUCACGAUCAGGCUCCAAGUCCCCGAAAAGGAGGCGAUCGCGCUCCAAUUCCCGCACGCGCCGUUCCCGUCACCGGCGUUCUCGGUCGCGCUCCCGGGACCGACGCCACCAUUCCCCGCGCUCUCGCUCGCAGGAACGCCGUGACAGGGAACGUGAACGGGAGCGGCGGCAAAAAGGUCUCCCGCCUCCCAAAAAUGAGACUCUGAGCAUCUGCAGUACAACUCUGUGGGUGGGCCAACUGGACAAGAGGACUCAGCAGCAAGAUGUGGCCUGUUUGCUGGAGGAGUUUGGACAGAUCGACUCAAUCAACAUGAUUCCUCCGCGAGGCUGUGCCUACAUCGUCAUGAUCCACCGACAGGAUGCCUUCAGGGCCCUGCAGAAGCUCAGUCGAGGCUCCUACAAAGUCAACCAAAAAGCCAUCAAGAUAGCAUGGGCUCUGAACAAAGGCAUCAAGGCCGAUUUAAAGCAGUUCUGGAACGUGGAGCUUGGUGUCACCUAUGUUCCCUGGUCCAAAGUCAGGGAGGAGCAGCUGGAGGAACUCAAGGAAGGAGGAAUGCUGGAUUUGGACACUUUAGCGCCAGAGUGGAGCACUAUAAAGAAAGCUCUGGAGAACCCAGAGGAGCUCACCCACAACGGUGGAGACGAUUCACAGCAGCUUGAGGAGCCCCAUGGGUUGGCUCCACUUCCUCCUCCACAGCUUCCUCCGAUGCUCGGCAUGGGUUCUGUGCCACCACCUGGUUUCCCCACUCCUAUGGGCAUGCCGCCUCCCGCCUUCCCGCCGGGCAUGCCCCCACCACCAUUCAUUAGACCGGGCUUCAACCCCAUGCAGAUGCCUCCAGGUUUCCCCCCACCAGGUGCCAUGCCUCUCUCCAUGCCGCCGCCCUCCAAAGGUGAAGACAUGCCUUUGGUCCCCAGGAAACAUGAUGAGCUCCCGGACGCUCCAAACUUCUUCAACAACCAGAUGGGAGCUAUGUGUAACCAGGUGGGCAUCCCCCCAGGUGGCAGCAUCCAGGCCCCAACGGGUGGUCUGAUGGGAACCCGGCCCGGUUUGAUGCCGAUGCAGCGCCUCCCGGGCCCUCCGCUGCUGCACGCACAGCGUUUCCCACCGCCGCCCGUCCCGCCUCCGAUGGUGCCCAGGGGGCCCCAUCCUCCACCCCUGAUGCACCACGACGCCCCUCCACCCAAAGGAACCUUUGCGAUGCCCCACAGCAUGAGACCGCCCUUCCCACCCCAUGGGCCAUCUCCUCAAGGUCCUCCCAUGCCUCCUUUUAUCAGACCCGGCGCCCCACGUGCAGUUGAGGACGAGGAGGGACGCCCUUUCCGGGGUGAACGCCCAGGAUUCAGGGAGCGCGACCGGGAGCCGGAGAGAGAGCGAGGAUUCAGCAGCGCGGUGAGGCGCCCGUUUGGCGGUGAUCGCUCAGAUGCGAGGGACAGAGUGGAUGGGAGCGGAUGGGACAGAGACAGGCGGGACAGGGGUGAGUGGGAAAAUGGCAGCAGGGAGGCCCAGGAAAAAGGGAAAGAAGGAGAGCGGCCCAAGCGGCGGGAGAGGACCACCCGUUGGGACCGCAACGAUCGCUUGACCGAGCUCGAGAACAUGGACAAGCUUCGCACCUCUGAGGGCAGCGCCGAAGCGCCCCAAAAGACUGCCGAGUCGGCCCCUCCCUCUGCCGAGUCUCCCGGAGGGCCGCCGCAACCCGUAGAAGCCAAACAGGAAGCUGUGUCGUAGUGUGCACAAUGUCUCCCCCUUGCUGCGUCGACCCAAACUGACUUGUGCGCCAAGUGAACGUGUUGCAUAAUUCCCCUUCCUGUACAUUGUGUGAAUGCAUCACUUUCAUAUUUUUUAUCUAUUUAAUCAUGUUUUUAGAUUUUUUUUUUUAAAUAACUUCAUAAUUUUGCAACCACUCCGUCAUGAAUGACAUUUUUGUUUUUUUUAUCCGUCAGUCAGUCAUCUGCUCCCCCCAGGCCUUACCCCCGUCGCCCCGAGCCCCAGCUCAGACUGUCCGUUGUCAAAUUGUUCUUGGGCAAGACAGAAAAUCUUAAAUUUCACGGAUUGGGUCCGACAGCGUCUUUCACGGCAGCAGCUAUGUUUUGGUAUCUGAAUGGGAGAAUGAGAGUGCCUGAUGGUGUGGAUAAAGUGCUGUAUAAGUUCACUCCAUUUACAAAUUGGCAUACAUUUGGAGCACCUAUCUCAUUGGUUUACCUUUCAGCCCUCCUGCAAUUGAGCCUGUGAAAAAUAUAGGGGGGGAAAAAAAACAUUUAAUUGUUCAAAAUAGCAUAAAAUAACUUAUCCUGUUCUUUUUUUCUGCUAGAGGAGGAGAACUAUACACCUUAUUUCACACCACUGGACUUCAUGGUUUGCGUCCACUGCAUACUCAUCGAUGCGUGUAGGCCUACACAGUAUUUGCCUCGCUCUCUCUGGCUCUCAUUUUAAUGACGUUUUGAGUAUAAAUUGAAUCUGGUUGGCUUUUAUGCUGCUGUUAGAAUUACCCAUUUUAAAGUUUAGAAUCUUGAAAAAAUGUAAAUCAAGAUUUGGGGAUUUUUUAAAAAAAGUUUUUCAUUUGUCUUUCCUUCUUUUCCCCUCCGGCAGUGACACUAAUUUCAACCUAGUUAAACAUUCACAUUUGAGAAGUGUUCAAUCAGUUUGUAAAAUUUUCCUGCAUGAUUUGCAUACCCAGGAACAUUUCAGAUUUUAAACUUUUUUUUUUUGUUUGUUUUCUUCACUUUUACAUUUUAAAGUGUAAAAGUCUAGAUUUAUUCAUAUAUAUAUAAUGGAAAACAAUGCUUAGGUUAAACUGUCUUGAUGCUCUAAAAAUAGUGCUCAGGAGGGUUAAAAUAUCACAUGCAAAAUGUAACUUUUCAGAAAUUCAUGCUUGAAUUUGAUUUGAGGUUGAGAGUACAUUUUUGUGAAUGGACAGAAUUUAUGCAAGCUUUUCCUCUGAGUUGUCCAUUUUAAUAGUACAUAAUUAAUUAGCUUAAUCGGAUAGCCCAACAAUGGCUAAAGCAAUCUGAACUAUCUAUAAUUUUCAAUUUAUUUCAAAGUAGCUGUUUUUUUUUUUUCGUCGCACCCCCCAACUACUGUAACAUUUGCGAUUCCCCCCGACUUGAAUCUUUCAAAUCCUGAAGGAAAACAGAGUCAAGCGACAGCUCGGGCUCUCCACUGUAAAUAUGCUUUUCACUGUCACUAGCGCAGUUAUCAUGAUGUGAAACUCAUUUCACCCAAGAGCACAUCUUAUGAAGGACCCGGAUAGAAUCGCAACUUUUGCUUUAAGCUGUUAGGCUGUGUGAAGGUUUUUGUUAACAGUACAAAAAACAAAACAAAAUGAAAAAAAUGACAUGGAUGUAAAAUGUUCAACAUUUCAGCCACAAAAAAUGUUUUUAAUAAACUAUUUUUCUACCAAAUUGUGCAUUUUUAUAUGAUGGUUGUAAUCUCUUUAAAAAACUGUCCAAAAAAGUAAUGCAAGACUAUACAGUGCAGAAGUUAUACAGUG
Molecule: messenger RNA, 4823 nt
Organism: Syngnathoides biaculeatus (alligator pipefish)
Lineage: Eukaryota; Metazoa; Chordata; Actinopteri; Syngnathiformes; Syngnathidae
Gene: scaf4a
Product: SR-related CTD-associated factor 4a
Exons: 19
Coding region: 191-3061 (956 amino acids)
Biological process (GO): negative regulation of termination of RNA polymerase II transcription, poly(A)-coupled
Cellular component (GO): nucleus
Molecular function (GO): RNA polymerase II C-terminal domain phosphoserine binding; RNA binding
Source: RefSeq, a predicted model, not a curated record